GCCUCUGUUUAUGCCCCAGCCUCAGCUCUGGUCGCUAGGGUCAUAUCCGCUGUAAUGACUGACUCUAAGGAGACCCUCAGCCCCUAUUCCCCGUCCGAGUACACCUUUGCUGCUUGGCUUUCCUCCCGGCGCGCGGGAGCCGGAUUCGGGGGCGUGACACAAUCCUGAUCCUGCCCCCGCCGAUGGGCUGCUGGGAUCUGGUCGCCAUGGUGACGGACUGUACACUACCAGAGCUUCCCAGGCCACGGGUGCGGGCUGCCCGGCUGUCCGGCUGUCCGGCUGCCCGGCUGCCCUACGGUCAUGGAUUCCCCGAACUCGCAACCCCUCAACUUCCCCACCACGUCGAGAGCACACCUACGGCCUUUAGGAGUGUCCAUAGAUGAUUCCCUCUUCACAGAAACCAAGAAUACCCAGAAACGCAAGCUUUCUCAGAAACGGAAGACACUGCUGUCUGGUUCCUUCUCCAUCGGUGGCCACCUGUCCCCAUGGCCCAGAUACAUCAGUGACCAGACCAUUCUGCAUAAUCGAAAGCCCUGUUCAGAUGACUACCGGAAGCGGGCAGGUAGCUUGCAGCAGCCCCUGGGCACAACCAAGCCGAGGUACCUGGAGCAGCUUGAGAACUACCUGCGCAAGGAGCUCCUCCUGCUGGACCUAAGCACAGAUUCUGCCCAGGAACUAAGGCUGCAGCCUUACAGAGAGAUCUUUGAAUUCUUCAUAGAGGACUUCAAAACAUACAAGCCAUUGCUGUCCUCCAUCAAGAAUGCAUAUGAGGUGAUGCUGGCCCACCAGAGGGAAAAAAUUCGGGCUCUGGAGCCCCUGAAGGCCAAGCUGAUCACUGUGAAUGAGAACUGCAACGAGAGGAUCCUGGCCAUGAGGGCUGAGGAGAGAGAUGAAAUCUCCAUGCUGAAGAAAGAGAAGAUGAAUUUGCUAAAACUCAUUGACAAGAAGAAUGAGGAGAAGAUCUCAUUGCAGAUUGAGGUGACCAAACUGAGGAAGAACCUGGCUGAGGAGUAUCUGCACUACCUCAGUGAGAGAGAUGCCCGCAAGAUCCUCAUUGCAGACCUGAAUGAGCUACGCUACCAGCGGGAAGACAUGUCACUAGCCCAGUCCCCAGGCGUCUGGGGGGAGGACCCCAUGAAGCUAACAGUGGCUCUGAAGAUGGCCCGGCAAGACCUGACCCGCACACAGAUGGAACUCAACACCAUGAAGGCCAACUUUGGAGAUGUGGUGCCCAGGAGGGACUUUGAAAUGCAGGAGAAAACCCUCAAGGAACUGCAGGAGCAGCUGGAGAGCCUGAGAGACGACUACGAAGAGGUCCGCAAGGAGCACGAGAUGCUGCUGCAGUUGCACAUGAGCACACUGAAGGAGCGGGACCAGUUCUACUCCGAGCUGCAGGAGAUCCAGCGCACCUCCACGCCACGGCCGGACUGGUCCAAGUGUGAAGAUAUGGUGGCUGGAGGACGAGAUCGCUGGCACAUGCUGGCCGAGGGCAAGAACAGCGACCAGCUGGUGGAUGUGCUUCUGGAGGAGAUUGGCGAGGGGCUGCUCCGGGAGAAAGACUUCUUCCCUGGUCUGGGCUAUGGGGAAUCCAUCCCCCCUUUCCUUCGGUUUGAUGGCAUUGUGGAGAACAAGAAGCCAACCAAGAAGGAAGUGGUAAAACUCCUCAAGGAUGCCUGGAAGGAACGUAUCACUGAGGAGCAGAAAGAGAAGUUCCCAGAUUUCUUCUUCAGUUUCCUGGAGCGCCACUUUGGGCCUGGUGAUGCCAUGGCCUGGGCUUACACCAUUUUUGAAUAUAUCAAGCUCUUCCAUACCAAUGAAGUCAUGAGUCAGUUCUAUGCAGUCUUGAUGGGAAAGAGGAAAGAGAGUGUGUACAUCAAGCAGAAGCAGACCAUAGCACAGCUGCUGAAGGAGAUGACAAACGUUGACAGCCAGAAUGAGGGGCUACUAACCAUGGAGCAGUUAAGGCCUCAGCCAGGCCUGUCGGCCCUCAUGUCUCCCUACAGUACUGUCCUCAAGAGCACCUUCCCCUUGAAGAAGGAUGAGAGAAUUCAGGAGUUGAUGGAGGCAGGGGGCUGGCAUCCCAGCAGCAGCAAUGCAGACUUGCUCGACUACCGCCUGUUGUUUAUGGAGGAUGAGGAGGGCCAGAGCGUGCCCUUUGUGCAAAAGCUGUGGGAACAGUACGUGGUGGAAAAGGAUGAAUACUUAAACGAGUUAAAGCAGGAGCUGGGCCUGGAACUGAACGAGGAGGUAACCCUACCCAAGGUACGUGAGGCCCUGAUGAACAUUGAUCCCAGCCUGGACAAGCAGACCCUGAACCACUAUUUGAGGCAGGCCUUCCAGCUCCCCAUGACAGAAAUGCCAGAGGAGGGUGAGGAAAGGGAAGAAGGCAUUGUGACACAGCUCCAGACUGCACUAGAACAGCUUCAGAUGAGUGACAUUAGGCGUAUGGGGCCUCGGGAGCAGGAACCUGCAAGCUAAGGCCACUGGGGCAGCCUAAGUGCUCCCGUGCCGCUAACCGCUGAUUGUUGUUAUAAAAUUCUUUGUCUGAACCCA
Bubalus bubalis (water buffalo) is the source of this 2553-nucleotide messenger RNA. RefSeq names its product translin associated factor X interacting protein 1 (gene TSNAXIP1). The record is from RefSeq and is a predicted model, not a curated record. The coding region runs from base 301 to 2478 and encodes 725 amino acids. The transcript is spliced from 16 exons. NCBI's taxonomy places the organism in Eukaryota, Metazoa, Chordata, Mammalia, Artiodactyla, Bovidae. Gene Ontology annotation, cellular component: cytoplasm.